Molecule: messenger RNA, 3515 nt
Organism: Talaromyces stipitatus ATCC 10500
Lineage: Eukaryota; Fungi; Ascomycota; Eurotiomycetes; Eurotiales; Trichocomaceae
Product: MIZ zinc finger domain protein
Exons: 1
Coding region: 1-3249 (1082 amino acids)
Biological process (GO): protein sumoylation
Molecular function (GO): zinc ion binding; SUMO ligase activity
Source: RefSeq, a predicted model, not a curated record
AUGAGCCCGGCGCAAAAUCCAUCGGGGCGACCCUCGUCUAUAACGUUAUAUGGCAGUCAAUUCGCAUCGUCCAACUCAACAGCUAAUCGAUUUCUUGGUGCGACUCAAAGACCAUGGAUGACAAACGGUGGUGGUCUAUCACACCCUGGACGAUCGUAUCCGAGGAGUCCGGUGAAUACUCAAACUAGACAUUCUAACGCCUCUUCCCGACAGUCGUCAACGACAACAAGAACAACACAGCCUCCCGCGCGUAUUGAGACCAGCGAUCAUCAUUCUACGGCUCAUCCAUCAGAUUCCACGAUUGCUCAGCCAACGCAGGCCGGUCCAGUGUCGCCCGUAACUCCCGGCACAGGUUACUCAGAAAAUGACAUACAGCCGCCAGCGGCGAAAGUGACACGGCUUGACAAUGCAGUUCCAACCGCAUCCUUUCCCACUCCUGAGCCCAGUAACGCGUCGCUUGCCAGUCCAGUUGUUGCCGUCACAGAUCGAGUGAGUUCUCCCAGCAGAGAUGUACCUGCAUCGCUACCGGGGGCAGGAACCCAACCUGCCCUCACCAUCAAAUGGGAAGAUACACUCCCUACCACAAGCCCUCUCAGCCCGGCUGUCGGCGCCUCUCCCGUCCAGCGGGCUGCACCUCCACCCCAGCGUCAGCCUCAAUAUCAAGCUCAACCUCAACCUCACCAAACACGUCCAGUUCAACAGCAGCCGCAACAGCAACCGCAAUUGCCACAAUCAUCUCUUCCCCAUAAAAGCCACCGAAUCUGGCAACAUGCGAGAGAAAGACUUAGAAUGUUUCUAAUUCAGCCGUCCAGAACUCACCCUCUGUCGGAGACCGUGGAAUUGCCCAGGGUGCGCAUCUUGCAGGAUGCCUGUAGCGCGGAGGACAUGUUCUAUCUAGCUCUCCAUCAGACCUUUUGUCUCAGCUCUGCAGAUCCGAGCCAGUUAAGGGACGGGGCGGAGCAUGGAAUAAGACCGGAUCUUGAUUUCGAUGUGGUUGCGCAGCUGCUGGUCGACAAUAAGAGACUCUCCAAGGAAUUUCUUCAAUGGUCCAUAGAGUAUCCAAUGCCUUUUCAGGCUUUAUUGUCAUCUAACGAUUAUAGAAAUGCCCUCAAGCAGGUUUCGAAUUGUCUGUCUACAAUCUCCAACCAUUGGCCUGUUUUUGAAAGGGAGAUUCGGGCACGCGGUUAUCCGCCUCAGGUUGACGAGUUAGUCGUCAGGCUAGGCGUCGAAUCCCCCGUAUUUCAAACAAUCGUUUUCACAGCGGUUUCUCGACGUUUGUUUGGAGGCCGGGAAGAAUUGUUCAAGGCCUGUAUAUCUGUCUUUGAAGAGGACCAGAGAACUUAUAACCAGCGUUCUGCGCUUCCUCCUAAUGCAAGAGGGCAGGCUAUGUACAAUUACUUUGAGAGGUAUAGACGGCUUUGUGCAUCUCAUGGCAUGCUAGUGUUACCAGAGACUCGUCGUGUUCACACGGCAUCUACACCACCCUCUUCUGCUCAAACUCCAGCUCCGAUGACAGUGACAAGCCCAACCAUGCCAAUUCGGCAAAAUAAUUCACAGCAUCGUGCAUCUAUAAGCGUCCCUCAUCAACAACCUUCGAAUCCCCAACCCAUCACCCAUCCUCAUCCUCAUGCUCCCCCUCGUCCUCUUCCUGCAUCUCGCCAUCACGUGUCACCAAACAUGGCACCACACGCCGGUCAACAGCGCCAACAACAACAGGUUCCUCAUCAGAUUAAUGCUCUGCCUACUGGUGGUGUUCAGCAUGUUCAGGCUCAUCAACAGCAUUCAUACCCACCGCAGUUUUCUGGUCGAUUUCCUUUACCACCUGCUCAUUAUACAAUUGCGUCGCAAAGCUCUGUACCAGUGGCUACCGCGCGGGCAAACCAGAUGCUACCUCCUAAUAUCCAAAUGCAGCCAUCUUUUCCACCUGUCGCCAACAGUAUGCAAGCGUCACCUGCUCCGCCUACUCAAUACUUCUCUCCCGUUAUGGGUGCCCACAUGGUACCUGCUCAUCCUUCACCAGUUCACUCGCCGUAUUCGACAACGCAGCCUUCGCCUAGUACUGGAGGACAAGUUCCAUGUCCACCACACCCUCAGGGACACCCUCAGCCAGUUCCCUCUGUUCCUUUACCAUUUCCAGUGCAGCUUACCGGUACUCCAUUCACCAUGUAUCCGCCGAUGUCCUCCCAAGUCCUACAUCCUCAUCUUGCGACACCACUGCCAGUCCGGCAUACCCCCAAACCUGAGCCUCCAGAUGUUAUACAAUUCUUUACGGGUUUUUCGGUUACUCCACAGAAACUGCUGUCCAAUAGAUCUUCAUUCACCUGGAAGUUCACGUUACCAGAUGAAGUACUGCGUCUCAGGCCGAGCCUCGUUAGGCGACCGAAUAAUGGUGGGUUCAUCCCGUUAUUAUCAGAUGGAAAUAUGUCAUUUCGUCUCCGCUGUAUCAAGUUCCCCGGAAGCGAAAACGUGGAAUCGAUUUCUCUGUGGUCACAGGCUGAAAGUCAAUGGCCUGAUAUUGUAUACAUACACGUCAACAACAAAGAGAUCCAUCGCUCACCGAAUGCAAAAAAUGCGCCGAUAAAUAUCAACUCUUACCUAGUAAGCGGCACCAAUGAAGUCAGAAUAAAUGUCUUGCACAGCAGACAGCAGCGCGCAGCAGACACUUCGUACUUUGUUGCAGUCGAGAUCCUACAGGUGAACACCCCUGAAAGCUUUCGCAAAUUGGUUAGGAAGUUGCCGGCUCAGGAAACGCGUCAACAAAUUCUGGCUAGACUAUCAUCAAGCAAUGCUGAUGAUGAUGACGUGAUGAUCGUGGAUGACUUUAUUUCCAUUAACCUGCGUGAUCCCUUCACUACACGAAUUUUCGAUAUUCCUGCUCGAGGGUCAUUGUGCACACAUAAGGAAUGCUUCGAUCUCUCUACUUUCCUGCAGACAAUCGCAGCUAAGCCUUUGUCGGAUAAGCAUAAAAUUUAUAUCAGAUGCCCCAUUUGCCGAAAGGAUGCACGACCUGGACUUUUAUUGAUCGACGAGUUUCUCAGCGAGGUGAGGGACACACUCUCCAAGGAGAACAAGUUGGAGACUGCAAAGGCCAUUCGCGUCAAAAGCGACGGUUCUUGGUCUGCUGUUUUGGAUACGGAGAGCGACAAUCGCACCACCGGCCGGAAACGAGACCGAAGUAGCUUUGAGUCUGAUAAUAUCAAGGAUGAGAGCCGUCCUCACACUGCUACUCCACAGGGGUUUCCGCACUGAAGUCAUGACUUGAUUCGUGGCAUAGUACAUAUUUCACAUAUUUUGUUUUAUCUCACUCCAUAGUUAAUUGCUUAUCCAGUCGACUGUUAGGAGUUCUUUUGUUUGUCUCUGUCAAUUCUAUACCCGAGCGAUUGUCUUUGGCGUUUAGGGCGUCUUCACUUUUGAAGUUUGCAUUCUGUCAUUAGCAAUCAAUUGACAGAUUAUUUUGGUUUCUUCUAUAUAAUGUUGCUUAGAUCGUUUACGCAUAUAACUUCAAAGAUCACUUU